AUGGAGAUAGCAAAGGAGGAUCGUCCAAUCGGAGUUGUGACAUCCAAGCUGUAUUGGGACUACUUCAGAAGUGGAGCACAUCCUUUGAUGAUAAUUGGAAUGGUUGGUUUAAGUCUCAUUACUCAAGACCUUUCUACCACAGUCCAAGCAUUUUGUUCUGUCCAAUGCCUUUACGGUUUCUUUGGUCAAGGUCUUCACGUCUUGACAUCGUGUGAGCAGAAUGGAACGGCUGCAUGUCUCUCAAGCCCCGACGCUAACAAGUGCUCCAGAGCACAAGACUGCAACGCGGGAAACGGUUCAUAUGAAUGCUGCUCUGGUUCUUGCGUCCAAGGAAGCAGUUGCCUGGGAGAAAACUGUGAAAUCAACCGAGAUUGCUCUACCGCUGAAAUUUGCUGUGAUACGAAAUGCGUCGAUAGUCUGGAUUGCAAAGGACAAACUUGCUCUUUUGAAAAUGACUGCCAGACGGAUGAAGUGUGUUGUUACGGAUCGUGUAGAGAAAAGGUUCUGUGUAGCGAUUAUACCCUCAUAAUUCUCAUUUGUCCUGUUGCUAUUAUCGCCUUUGUGUCCAUUUCCUCUUGCGUCUUUAGAAGAAUAUGUUUCAAGACUUCCAUUUCCAUGAAACGAUAUCCAUUUUCACAUGGGUUUUCAUCAGAGAGCACUUCAUCGCGUUCGCUUAUCAGCCUUCCGCGUCCGCUGAGGAGGACACAUUUAUUCUAUACAACUCCAAGGCGAGUAAAUUUUCCUGAGGACUUUAAGCACAAGGUGGCCAAGAUUUGUGAAGGUCCAAAGCCCGGAAAAACAACCCAGUAUGGUUCGUUUCGUGAAAUAUUCUAACUCUGAAUUAAUACAUUUAUUGAAAGUGUGUGUACUAUACAAAUGGUAAAAUUCUACAUGUUGCUGUUCCUUAUUUUAAAGCGUGUGCGCUUGGCUUUUAUCUCAAUAAUCCUUUUAUACUUUUCAGUUCGUACACAUGGCGAUUGUUAGGAAUGGAGAUUAUAUUUUUAACGAACCCCGACGGUUUUAAAACGAACUUUUUUGCCAGGAAAGAAAAACUUUUCUCGUGAUUGAUCUAUACUGGCUGUAAAUAUUUUUCUGAGAAAAGAAUGAAAUGAAACUGUAUUUUCUUGGAUCUUCAAGGUAAACAAAGUAGCCACUUCACUGACGCAUUGGACAGUGUUUCUAUUUGAAGAUGUAUAAAAGUUAUCAAGAUUUUCUAGUAAAACUUUAGACGAAAAUGGUGUCUAAGUAACUG
This is a messenger RNA of Stylophora pistillata, 1252 nucleotides long. RefSeq lists its product as uncharacterized. NCBI's taxonomy places the organism in Eukaryota, Metazoa, Cnidaria, Anthozoa, Scleractinia, Pocilloporidae. The record is from RefSeq and is a predicted model, not a curated record.